AUGUUUGAAAAAUCUUCGAUUUCGGUGACAGUCCGGGUGCGUCCGUUUAGCAUUCGAGAAGCCGCUCAAGUGACACGAAUUGAAGAUUCACCAUCAUUUUUUGGCGAUGGCUCUCUUAUUGCAGCGCCUCCUCCAAAGCUUUCAGGGAAAGGUAUUCGAAGUGUAGUCAAAGUUAUAGAUGAUCGUGUCCUAGUAUUCGAUCCCCCGGAAGGAAAUCCUGUUGCACGAUAUCAGAAGACGAUUGUUCCGCAAGGAAAGAGAGUCAAGGAUAUGCGAUUUGGCUUUGAUAGGGUUUUCGAUGAGAAUGCUACUCAGGAGGACGUUUACGAAGCUACAACAAAGUCGCUCCUGGACAGUGUAUUGGACGGAUACAAUGCUACGGUGUUUGCUUAUGGAGCUACUGGAUGCGGAAAGACACACACUAUCAGUGGAACCCCACAACGCCCUGGGAUAAUUUUCCUUACCUGCGCAGAGCUAUUCGAGAGAAUCGGGUUAUUGGCAGACGAGAAAGAAAUCGAAUUGACGCUUUCGUAUCUCGAAAUCUACAAUGAGACUAUUCGAGAUCUUUUGGUCCCAGGUGGGAGCAAGAUGGGAUUGCAGCUUCGGGAGGACUCGAGCCAGAAUAUCUCCGUUUCAGGACUAUCAACACAUCAGCCGAAGAACGUCCAGCAAGUGAUGAAUAUGAUUUUGAUGGGCAACCAGAAUCGUACAAUGUCGCCGACAGAAGCAAACGCUACCUCGUCUCGUUCCCACGCCGUUUUACAGAUUAACGUUCUGCAGAAGCCUAAGACUGCUGGCCUCUCGGAGAGCCAUCUAAUGGCGACGUUGUCGAUUAUUGAUCUUGCCGGGAGCGAGCGUGCAUCUGUCACCAAAAAUCGAGGAGACCGGUUACUUGAAGGUGCCAAUAUUAAUCGGUCCCUACUUGCCCUGGGAAAUUGCAUCAACGCUCUCUGCGAUCCUCACAAAUCGAACCAUAUCCCUUACCGAGACUCCAAACUCACUCGAUUACUUAAGUUCUCGUUGGGAGGAAAUUGCAAAACGGUCAUGAUUGUUUGCGUCAGUCCCUCCAGUCAGCACUACGAGGAGACCCAUAACACCCUUAAAUACGCAGAUCGGGCGAAGAAUAUCAAAACCAAGAUUUCCAGAAAUACAAUGAACGUCAACAGGCAUGUCAGCCAGUAUGUGAAAGCGAUCUACGAUCUCCGAAACGAGGUGGAGGAGCUCAAGAAGCGGUUGGGCGAUUCUACCAAGGAGGCGAUGGAAAAGAUUGUUCGACAGGGCUCUGCCAAAGAGAGCUCAAUCAAGGAUGGAACGAAGAGGCUGAGGGUGGCUUUCGAACAGUCUGGGGGAAUGAGACGCGAAAGGGUUAAUGACCUCAAGAACCUCAGGAUGGUGGAAAGGCGAACAUCGGUGGUGACUGCCUGGAUAGCUGCCUUUGACCAGGCCUUCGAUAGUUAUCAAACUGAGGAUCCCCCAGCUUGCGUAUUGAAGAUGCGUGCUGAGGCACAAAAGGUCAUACUUGAUCUGCGCGGAAACCGUCAGCAUCUCCAGCAAAAACUUGCUAGGCCUAACUGGGAGAAAGUCAUCGAUUCUGCUCUACAAGCGGGUCUGCGGAGUCUGCAAGCCUGUGGUGGAGUUACAGAGACCGAUAUCGCUACAUUGACCUGCGAGGCCAACCUUCUAAGGAUGACUGCUGAGAGAGAUAUCUUGCAUGCGAUGGCUGAAGCUGAUGUGGAUCUCUCGUCAAUGGUCCAUACCCUUUCGAAGGCUCACUUCGAGACUGUUGGCACGAUAACUCGUAUCCUCGAGUCAAAUGUAACGGAGGAGGAGGCACUGGAGAUGGCUAAGAGAUCCCUAUUUGAGGUUCAACAAGGUGCAUCUGAUGCCGCUUCUCACGUUAUCAAGCCGAGCGGAGAGCUGGCUUCGGGCGAGUCUUACGACGUAUAUAAGCCUACUUCGCCGCGGAAGAAGAAGUUCCCCAGAGUAAGCCUGAGUAUGGCUUCCCCGGCGAAGCCAUCUCAACUCCCCCAACUCGGGGUUAUCCAUUCCGCCUCGCCCGUGCGAUAUUCCCCUCGGCCAAUCAAGGUCAAAACCCCGAAAAAGGCCGUCAAGUUUGGUAAGAAGAAGCGUGUGAGAUGGCAGGAUGAGACUGAGGAUUCGUCGUUCACUUUAGAAGAACCGAGAAGAAAGAGAUUGGAGGAGCCUUCAAUUCUCUACGAGGACUCGUCAUCCAUCCUAGUAGCACCCCUUGAGAAUGAACCAUCAUUCUCAGCAACAAGUUUUUCCACAGAGGAAGUACCCGGAAUCAUGCAACCACCCAUCAGACCGAGGAACAACCGUUUAGCAGUAGGUUUCUUGUCGAAAAACAGGGAAUCCUUGGCGGUGGUUCCACCUGCGGAGAUCCCAUUACCCUCAGACUCCCCAUUAAGGUCAUUCGAUACCGACCAGGUUAUCAACAGAGCAAAGACGGACGCUGAUGUUUUAAGUGAUCUCAGUUCAUCAGACGAGGCAAAGCCCUGGAGAUCCCACGCUCGUCCAUCCAAAAGCGCCAUGCGGAAAUCAAUCGUGUCGUCCACCGUCAGUAGGCCAGCAGGCAAGCGGCGGAGCCCAUCUAGCUCGAGCCAGUUGAGCCCUGAUAAUGGGUUGUUCAAGAUUGGGCAUGCACGCAGAAUGCCCCGAGGUGAUAAGGAGAAUGGAAGUAUAACGACGGUGCUGAGUCCUAAGAGCAACGGCAUCAAGACUGGAGCAAGGAGAAUGACUAUUAAUGGGCCAAGCGGUGGGAGCCUUCGAAUCAGCACUAAGAACGCGAUGCUAUUGGGUCAAAUCAGGGAAGGAAAUGAGAGGGAGAGUAUGGCAUUUCCUGGAAAGCAGAAUUGGCGCUAGACGCUUGGUUGUUUAACAUGCGAGAGUUUCUUUUUUGUGAUGUUUGGCGUAAUUUGGGUGAAUUGCCUGUUUUGUUUUCAUUCUCUUCUCUUCUAGUAGUUGGAAAGUUCAUUGAAGUGGAGGUCUUAAUGCCGUCACCAGAUGAAAGUGAGGGUGAAGCUUAUAUAUACCACACAUUCGAGGAAAGAGUGUAGAGAUGGGAGACCGACGAUUCUUUGCGGGCUUCUAUCGUAUGAAUGAAUGCUUCUCCUAGGAUGUACUUUUCUUUUUUCUUUCAUAAUCAGUGUGGAUUAUUCUUUUUUUCCUCUUCCUUGUCUACCUCAUUCCGUUUCACUUUAUAUCGGUCAUGCACUUUCUUUUCCUUUCUUUCGUCCUUUUUCAAGCGGGUCCCGUCAGCACCAUCACGCCGGUACAGUACCUGUGGGAGAAGUUAUGUGCAUGUUUACCUUAGAUUCCGGGGGGUGGCGUUGAGUUGUCAUAAUAUUUUUAAGAAACUAAGAGAGGGUAUUUUCCCUUCAAUUGGAGGCUUUGGGAAGCUUAAUUCGAUUUUAAACUCAGGGCCUGUUCGGUUUGCAUUGUAAAGUACUGUACAGUGCUAAUAUCAUAAAAUAUAAUGCGAUAUUUUUGAAAGCAGCGUAUUUUCUACAUAACAUUUUUUCCACAAUAUUUCGCAAUACCUUUACUUUCCUUACUCCUCAACCUGUAGGCCUCGUGAUGCUUUUCCCUUCGCAUAGGAUGAGUAUAGGAGCAUCUACUACCGGUGGUGUACCGUACAGUACUUCGCUACGCUAUUAAUUUUUGCUUUGGGACUUGCUUUGAUUACUAGGAAAUAUGCCAUUCUCAAAAAUAUUGCAAUAUAUUUUUUUACUGGUAAGUGCCGAACAGGCCCCUAGUUUGAACUAUCCUGUGAUUAAGUUGGAUAUUGUGUUAUCGUUGUGAGUCGUGAGUGCUGGUAUCGUACCAGUACCGUCGCGGGGGAGAGGGGGGGGGGCAGUUAUCGGUAGUGUGCAGGAAUCUGGGGGCUUGCCCAAGUCUUGGCAGGGGUGGAUAGCCCAACCCCACCUUUGAGUGUUACCUUUCCACACGUUUUCUUUCCUGUCCGAAGAGAUUUCUACUAUUACCACCACCACCGCUACCAUACGACACGGCGGCAAAAACAAUACUUGACAAUCGACGAGUGUUUCCAAGAUUUCACCCUUUCCUUCAAGAUAAUUUAACCUACCACCAAAAAAAAAAAAUGACAACGAUCGAAACCGCCCCGACUCCCAAAACCUACACCCUCCUCCUAAAAUCCCACCGAACAACGAUCCUCCUCUACGCCCAAGCAGCGGACCCCCUCUCGCAACUGAAGUCCCAGAUCUACACUCACCUCACCAUCAACGCCGCGAACCUGGAAGCCUUCGAUUCCGGCCUCAAUAUUCCCGGUUCUGCGGACGAGAUCGUGCUCGCGCUACCGGCGGCCGGUGUCGGCGGCGGGUGGGCGGAGGUGGAGGGGCAGGAUAAGGGGAUCUGUACCGUUGCGAGUUUGGGGGUUAGGGAUAGUGGGGUGCUGGCUUGGAGGGUUGUCGGGGAUGAGGGGUUUUUGGUCGAGGUUGCUGGGGGGGAGGAGGAGGUCGGGGAGGAUGGGGAGGGGGAUGGGGAGAGGGAGGAGAAUGGGGAGGAGAAUGGGGAGGAAGAGGAGGAAUAUGAGGAGGAAGAGGAGUGAUCUCUCUUUACUGGUUGGAUCAUCAUGACCCACUCGAAUUGGUGCCUACGGCACUUGCGGUUGUGGUGGUUCGCUGGGCGCCCAUGUAGUUUGUGGGAGAGAGUAUCGCGGGUAUGAUACUUUACUAGACUUUUUUAACUCUUAGCUUUAAUUCCAUCCGGAAGUGUUGAUGUACGUUUUGCAU
Molecule: messenger RNA, 4772 nt
Organism: Tuber melanosporum (Perigord truffle)
Lineage: Eukaryota; Fungi; Ascomycota; Pezizomycetes; Pezizales; Tuberaceae
Exons: 7
Coding region: 1-2883 (960 amino acids)
Biological process (GO): microtubule-based movement
Molecular function (GO): microtubule motor activity; ATP binding; microtubule binding
Source: RefSeq, a predicted model, not a curated record